Necator americanus (New World hookworm) is the source of this 1221-nucleotide messenger RNA. RefSeq lists its product as uncharacterized. The coding region runs from base 1 to 1221 and encodes 406 amino acids. The transcript is spliced from 2 exons. Lineage: Eukaryota; Metazoa; Nematoda; Chromadorea; Rhabditida; Ancylostomatidae. Gene Ontology annotation, molecular function: catalytic activity. The record is from RefSeq and is a predicted model, not a curated record.
AUGGUGAUCUGUAUUUAUAACGCACGUACACUUGCAUCGGAAGCGGCCAUCGAAAAUCUGAUGAUGCAAGCCAAGAAGAUCAAGUACGACACUGGAGAAGAACUGUUCUUAGGAACAUGCGACAGUAAAGGUGUUGGUAGAGUUGGCGUCCUCGUCAACACGAGAACGGCAAAGAACAUCGACUCUUUCGAACAACUUACGACCCGAAUCGGACGUCUGCGGAUGAGAAGAUGUGGUCCAACACCAGCUUUGACUAUCUUCGUCGCUUACGCUCCAACAUCGAGCUACGAAGAAGAAGAAGUCGAAGCUUUCUAUAUGGACCUAGAGAAGUUCUACCGAGAAGAUCAUGCCUUCUACAAGGUCAUAAUUGGCGAUUUCAACGCCAAGGUUGGCCCGAGAAGAACGCCGGAGGAACUUCUCAUCGAGACCCCCGGCCUACAAUGGAAUGACCAGGGGGAGAGGCUCUCCGAGUUCAUCAUGACGACUAAGACCAUUCAUGGGAACUCGCAAUUCCAGAGGCCCUCCUCUCUACGCUGGACGUGGGAGUCACCCGGUGGAGGGUACCGUAAUGAAAUAGACCACAUCAUCGUCAAUAAAAGGUUCUGCCUGACGGACGUCGGUGUUGUACCAAAGUUCUAUACGGGAUCGGACCAUCGCCUCCUCCGAGGAAGAUUUUCCUUCACAAGGAGAGCAGAGAAAGCCGCCAAAUUCAGAGAGAGAAAUUCCAGGACUACCAUCAACUGGGAUCUCUUCGCUACGCUAGCCGGCUUUUGGGAAGAUUCCGCAAUGGACAACAUCGACGAGGAAUAUGACCGGCUUAUUGAACACCUUCACGACUGCGCGAAGAAGGCUGAGAGUAUUAAAACCACCGAAAGGCGCCUGUCUCUUGAAACUCCUGAGCUGACACGCCAGCGUGGAGCAGCACGAGCCGCAGGGAACCAAGAACUCACGUCCGAGCUCGCAAGGGUUUGCAGAGAGGCGAUAAAGGAAGAUCUUAAAGAGAGAAGAGCAGAAGUGCUGGCUGAAGCUGCAGAGGCGGAGAAAAGCAUCCGCUAUGACCAUCGAGACUUCGCCAGUCGCAAGACAAGGAUGACUGCUCUUCGGAACCCAAAGGGAACAGCCAUUGCAUCGAGAAGGGGGAUGGAGAAAAUCAUCUACGACUUCUACUCUGAUCUCUUCCAUGUCCGCUUGCCUCUUCACCAUCUGAGGGAAGAUGGAUAA